This is a messenger RNA of Mytilus trossulus (common blue mussel), 1249 nucleotides long. Its product is annotated as ankyrin repeat domain-containing protein 27-like. The record is from RefSeq and is a predicted model, not a curated record. The transcript has 3 exons. Gene Ontology annotation, molecular function: protein binding. NCBI's taxonomy places the organism in Eukaryota, Metazoa, Mollusca, Bivalvia, Mytilida, Mytilidae. The coding region runs from base 18 to 1217 and encodes 399 amino acids.
GUAAAGUUUGCGUAAAAAUGACCACCUCUUUAAAAAAGUACCAGAAACCUUCUAACCAGCGAGGUGAAUUAUUUGAUUUUUUCUACAUCCGUUCCUUAGUAAACCUAAUGUCAAAUAACGAAGAAAAGUUUGAUGAUGACACGGAUGGGAGAAUGUUGUUCGAUGCUAUUAGAAAAGGAAAACAACACUUAGUGAGGUUUAUUCUUGAGGCAUCUCCAGGAAAUAUUGUUAAUGCCAGAGAUUUCAACGGGAAAACUCCCUUGAUUGUAGCUUGUACUAUAAAGGAGGAGUUGAGACGCACUUCGGUAUCCAGACUUUUACUCUUUCAUGGAGGAGACGUCAAUCUUGCUGAUGAUAAUGGUAGAACACCACUGAGUUACGCCUGUGAAAAAAGAUGUAACGACCUUGUAGAGGUCUUUGUUAAACACAGAGACAUAGAUCCUGACACGACAGAUGACAAAGGUAACAGUCCGUUACUGUACUGUACAAUGGUUGGUAAUGACAUAGGAACCAAUUCCUUGGUUCGACACUUUCGGAGGCUAGGUUUAAAAGUUGAUAAUGGAAACAAAGAGGGUUUUACACCCAUAGUUAUGGCUGCUAGAAAUGGAUUUAUUUCCUGUGCUAGGAUCUUAUUUCAACAAGGGCAGGCCUCUUUGUACGUACGCGACCCAGUCAAUAAUUUGACCGUAGAAGAAUUAUUGGAGAAGAAUGGCUUUACGCUUGACGACUUGCUUCCAUUCGAGAGACAACAGGAAGCGAAAAGAAGAUUUAAGAAGGUUAUCACUUUUGCAAAGCUAAUGAAAGGAUUAUCAUCUUCCCGACAGGACACUGUGUAUGAUCGAUCUGCUUUCCCAAGGAGAUCACUCGAACCGGUUACCGACAAGUUUGAUAAAGAGCGUUUCCCUCCACCACGUCGAUCAAAUCUGAGAUCAGUACCACUUCCACCUGUUAAGCUCUCUCCCAAAGUGAAAACAAAAGGGAAAGGAAAAAUGUCUUUGCGACGGGAUCGAAUUGUUUCAAAACCAAAUGGAACAGCAGUUAUACCUGCCAUCUGCAGUGAACGGCGAAGUAACAAGGGGUUCCCCAGCGUCAGCAUACAAGCUUAUGAAAAAUUUUGUACGAAAGAUAGCUCUGAUUCUGAUAACACUGAGGUUGAGACAUGUUCCGAGAAUGACGAAGAAUCAGACUUAGAAAUUACAAGUGACGAGAGCAUAUAAUAUAUAACCCUUAUAUUGAAGAAAUAUGAAGU